Molecule: messenger RNA, 2050 nt
Organism: Scomber scombrus (Atlantic mackerel)
Lineage: Eukaryota; Metazoa; Chordata; Actinopteri; Scombriformes; Scombridae
Gene: clec14a
Product: C-type lectin domain containing 14A
Exons: 2
Coding region: 366-1550 (394 amino acids)
Biological process (GO): positive regulation of axonogenesis
Cellular component (GO): cytoplasm
Source: RefSeq, a predicted model, not a curated record
GUAAAAAUCAGUGGGAGCAGAAGAAGAAACAGGAGCAUAAAAUAAGAAAGUAGUGAAGAAGAGAAGAAGAGAAGAAGAAGAAGAAAAGAAGAAGAGAAGAAGAAGAGAAGAAGAAGAGAAGAAGAAGAAGAAGAGAAGAAGAAGAGAAGAAGAAGAGAAGAAGAAGAGAAGAAGAAGAAGAGGAGAAGAAGAGAAGAAGAGAAGAAGAAGAGAAGAAGAAGAAGAGAAGAAGAAGGGAGUGUAACGAGUGACAUCAUCAGUGACAUCAUCAGUGACAUCAUCAGUGACAUCAUCAGUGACAUCAUCAGAGUGACAUCACCAGAGUGACAUCACCAGAGUGACAUCACCAGAGGAGGACUCAGACGAUGGAGUCUCGGCUGAGCUCCUGCUGGUUCUGCCUGUGGGUUCUGGUCCUGGUCCUGGUCCUGGUCGGAGGCGUCUCGCCGAAGUACAUCGUCCAACGCACCGAAGUCAGCUUCAAUGCCGCCAUCAGAGCCUGCUCACCGGGCGUCCUCGCCACGCUCAGAACCGACCGGGACCUCACCGAAGUCACCGAAGUCCUCCAGCAGAUCUCCUCUAAACCCUCUCUGGACCCGAACAAGUUCACCUUCUGGGUCGGACUGAAGAAGAACAAGACGGAGUGCGUGGUCCCCCAGCUGCAGCUCCGGGGGUUCCGGUGGUUGCCGGACGGCAGCGAGGAGGCGGCGCGGAUCCACUGGACAGUGGAACCAGAGGAGACCUGCACCUCCAGCCUCUGUGCCGCCCUGACCCGGUCCGACAGUGACAGCUGGGGUCUGAUCUCCAUCAGCUGCUUCACCCGGAUCCAGUUCAUCUGCAAGACACAAAAGACUAAAUCAGAACCACCAACCACAACAGAACCACCAACCACAACAGAACCACCAACUACAACAGAACCACCAACCACAACAGAACCACCAACUACAACAGAACCACCAACUACAACAGAACCACCAACCACACCAGAACCACUAACUAAACCAGAACCACCAACCACACCAGAACCACUAACUAAACCAGAACCACCAACCACACCAGAACCACCAACCACACCUGGAGCGCGCCCGGAGUCGGGUUUGUGUCUCCGCCCGUCGGUCCCCAGCACUCGCUCCGUCAUCCUGGACUCCACCAACAGCAGCCGGAUCUGGCUGGAGUGCUGGACCGGGGACAAGCUGGAGCUGAAUUGCGGCGGCGACCCGGCCGUGUGGCGCCUGCCCAACGACUCCCCCGCCAACCUCAGCGCCGUGUGUCUGCCGUGUGGCGCCGGCUUCCAGAAGAACGCCACCGGGGACUGCGUGGACAUGGAUGAGUGCGGCGGGAACCAACGGGACCAGGACUCGGCGUGCAGGGAGGCGGCGGCGGGCGGCCUGGACCCGUCCAUCCUGAUCCCCGUGCUGGUUGCCGUGGCGGCGCUGGUGGUACUGAUGGUGGUUGUCGCGGUGACGGUGAAAUGCUGCCUGAUGAGACGGAAGAGACGCGCAGAGAAGAUGGAGAUGGACAGCAGGACAGCCAAUGAGAAGACAGCAACAUGAGGCUGAGCUGGGAUUGGUCAACCUCCACUGUGUGGCAGUGACAUCAUCAGUGACAUCAUCAGUGACAUCACUGUGUUUUAAAUCCAAAAUGAAAAAAGAAGUUUUUACAAAGUUUUUAAAGAUUUUUCACUUUUUUAAUGUUUUAUAAUUUAAAUCCUUGCACCUGAUUGGCUGAUUGAGCUCAAACAUCACAGUUAAUAAUAAUUGUUUAUGAGCUUUAAAUAUUAAACUGGUCUUAACUGAAGAGUUUCUAUUAUUUAGUUUCUUUGUUGUUUUUAAUGACCUGAAAAUAAAACAACAUUUAAAAAGUAAUUCAUUCAUUUUAAUAGUUUGAAAUAUUUAAGACAAAAGACAGAAAAUAUAAAAGAAUUGAAAUAUAAAGGUAAUAAAUGUAAAUGAGGGUAUUUUUCAGAGGUUGAUUGACAGGUGGAGCGAAGGGGGCGGAGCUCUGAUGUCACAUCAGGAAACUUUUGUUUUCUUAAUAAAUAAAGUUUUGUUUU